GGGAAGGUGCAGUGUGCUUUUAUUGUGGGGAGUGUUUUGCUUAGAUUUUGUUUUGGUGAAGAUCGGCAAAAAAUAAAUAAAUAAAUAGAAAAGUACACAAGUUAUGUAAAAUGUUAACAUUUCUAUUUUAUGCUCCUUACUGAUUUUUGUGGUUGACGAAAAGCCGCACAUAACUGAAAAUUAAUAGCAGACUGAAAUCAGUGUUUCGCUCUGCAACAUAUUUUUUCUUCAUACAAAAGUAUUUUUAAAUAUUCAGCUUUUUUAACGAAAAGUUUCCAUAUUGUUUACCACUUUAAUUACAGUAACUCAAUGCACUAUUCAUCCCAAAGACGCUAAUUUAAAACGUACAUUUUGGUUUUAGAAUAAGCUUUUAAAAAGUGUGUCGUCUGCUUGCGCUAGUGCUUUACCGGCGACCAAAAGCUUUUCGUUUUAACGUGAUUUUAGGAGGAAUUUUAAAGGAUUUUCCUGUUAAACUACAGAAGUACAAGCAACACGCCUCGGAAUGGAAUACUUGCUGCUUGUGAAGGUUUGUGCCCUCGUAGGCUUGCUGGCGCUGACUCUGUUCUUCGGCAUGUUACCCGCAAGACUGCAGUGGUUCCGAAACUCAAGCGGCACAGAAAGUCAUAGGAUUAUACUAGCCUUCAUCAGCUGCUUUGCAGGAGGUGUCUUUCUUUCUGCAUGUCUUCUGGAUAUCAUCCCAGACUACCUGUCUGAUAUUGGAGCACAGUUGGAAGCGCGAGCUGUUGAUACUGACUUUCCAAUCGCGGAGUUCAUAAUGGCUUCAGGUUUCUUCCUGGUCUUAAUUCUUGAGCGGUUCAUUUUGGAUUAUACUGGAAGAAGAUCUGGGGAGGCUACACCACUUCUUUUGCCUUCCUCCCAUAGCCAUGGGCACCACCAUCACCUUGAGAGUGGUGAACAUCAUGUGCAUGUUGAUGUCCAUGCUCACUCCUCUUUUCGUUCUUUUAUGCUGUUCCUUUCUUUGUCCUUUCAUUCAGUUUUUGAAGGUUUGGCUAUUGGAUUACAAACCACUGAUUCAAAGGUACUGGAGAUAUGUAUUGCCAUUUUAAUUCACAAGAGCAUUAUAGUGUUUAGCCUUUCACUAAAACUUGUGCAGAGUGCAGUACCCCAGCUUUGGCUGAUGGCCUAUCUCCUGGUUUUUUCUAUGAUGUCUCCAUUGGGAAUUUUUAUUGGGAUCCUUGUGACUGAGGCCCACAUCGAAGCCGGACUGCUUGUACAGGCUGUCUUGGAAGGCAUUGCUGCUGGAACCUUCAUUUAUAUCACCUUUUUGGAAAUACUUCCACAUGAGCUCAACAACACUGAUCAACCUUUACUUAAAGUUCUCUUUAUUCUUUUGGGAUUUACACUAAUGGCUGGAAUUUCCUUCAUUGGAUAAAACACCAAGGUGAGAAGGAGGCAGUAACUGUCAACAUGAAUCAAAUUGAACAAUCAUAAGUGAUCUUUAAGUCUAUCCGACUCUCAUCUGGUAUUGACUUUUUUAUAAGAAAGUUUUAAGAUUAUUCACACCACUGACUCACUGAAUGAAAUGAUUAUAUGUUGUAAGUACUGUAUGUAUGUCAAAAAUUAGUAGCUUUUGAUAAAUGACUUUGUCACCACUGGUGCUAAACUAGUAUGAACUGACUGAUAAGCAAACCUUUGUAUGGGAGGAGGAAACUUAAAUAUAUUUAGAGAUAUAAAACUUCUAAUUCAAAUGAUUUUGAAGAACAGUGUUAAAUUAACAUAACCCUUUUAACUAUUUUUAGCCCAGUUUUACGUACAUAAGCUACUGCUGUGGCAUAUUUUUCACAUAGGAUCGGUAUAGCACCUUAUUGAUAAAAGAUGUUCUGAAGUUUGACUAGCACUUGUGCUAACAUCAUUAAAUGCCUAGAGUAAGUUUUCCUGUUUUAUGAAACAAAAUUAAACCAAUGUCUAUUUCUUGUAUUAGUUCAAAGCAUGUUUACAUUACUACUACAACCAUCAACCACCUGAGGAGACUUCAGAUCUUUGGUCAGAAUUGUACUGCUCUAUAGCGCAAUUCCAAUUCAGUGUUAUCAAGAGGCACUUAAUAAAAGUUAUGCUAGCUGUGUUAUUUUGUUUAUGCUAGCUGAGCCUCAAUCUUCGUUUCAGUGUUCAUGUAGAUGCAUUUUGUAAUUGUGUAUGGUUAAAUGAAUAAUAGCUUUUAAAUGUGACUGGUUUAUUUUUUAAAUGUCUGCAUUUAAUUAUGAUCUUGUGGGAUAAUUUUAUAGCAUAUUAUGGGCAUUUUAUAUAAUUCUUAAUAUACUAAUAAGUCUGCCUUUUUUUAAUUUCUGAUGAAAAUGGUUUGUGCAUACUAUGCUUAUCUGGUAACUUGACUGAUAGAAGUAAAUGGAGCUAUUAUUUAAAAAAAAAAACAAAAAAAAAAAAAACUGAACAAUUUUCAUAUAGUUUUUACUGUCUUUAUUAAAUGAACACCCAAAAUAUUUUUUAAAUAUUUCUUACCACAUGUGGUUUAUAGUGAUGGACAAGAAAAAUCUUUAAUCUGAUAUUUUCAUGAAGAGUGGAGCUAAAAACGUUUAUAUUUUAAUAGAAGUGGACAGUAACCAAUGCUGGUUACAGCAAUUAAAACAUCCAUAAAAAAUCAAAUGUUACUCAUGUCACAUAAUCCACAUCAGGUCAUUGUAUACUCAAAAUAUGCAUUUUUUUGCUAAAUAUUUGAUAGAUCGGUUCUUCUGGUAAAACAAAGGUAGCCCACAACCUGGAAGCCCUUAUACAUGGAGUCAGGGUUUUAAAUCGAAGACUCUCCUCUUCCCCCCAAAUACACUGUCCAAGAGUCCUGUCCUCAGCCACCUUGGAAUACAGUGCCGCUUUAUUACCCACAGUGUUUGUAGUGCAAUUCAAGAUAAGUUACAUUGAAGCGCUUGUGGGACCAUGCCUAGAAUUGUCUAUCCAGUGUUGGUCUCCAUAUUGCAAGAACAUAAUGGCUCUAAUUCCUAUGAAGAGCUAGUAAUUAUUACAGGGUAGUUGAAUAACACAUUUUAAGACAUACAUCUUUUUAAUUUUAGACAAACUCAGAUAAAGAGGAUGAUGUAAAUUUUAAAAGUAUUGAAGAGAAUAAUUGAGGUACUACAACAAGGCCAUAGACAGAUAGAAAUAUAAGCAUAUUAUAUGGAAAUAUCAG
Molecule: messenger RNA, 3154 nt
Organism: Erpetoichthys calabaricus (reedfish)
Lineage: Eukaryota; Metazoa; Chordata; Cladistia; Polypteriformes; Polypteridae
Gene: slc39a1
Product: solute carrier family 39 member 1
Exons: 4
Coding region: 503-1393 (296 amino acids)
Biological process (GO): zinc ion transmembrane transport
Cellular component (GO): plasma membrane
Molecular function (GO): zinc ion transmembrane transporter activity
Source: RefSeq, a predicted model, not a curated record